Molecule: messenger RNA, 9817 nt
Organism: Cygnus olor (mute swan)
Lineage: Eukaryota; Metazoa; Chordata; Aves; Anseriformes; Anatidae
Gene: PRKD3
Product: protein kinase D3
Exons: 21
Coding region: 4103-6775 (890 amino acids)
Biological process (GO): protein phosphorylation
Molecular function (GO): ATP binding; protein serine/threonine kinase activity
Source: RefSeq, a predicted model, not a curated record
UUCAACUUCUGUCUCAUACUUGCCUUUAGGGAGAAGGAGAAAAAGUUGUCAAGGGACAAGAAUUUGAUGAGAAAGAGGAAGUGGUUCUUGGUUAGUGUCUGCAAGGGCAGAGGAGUUCAGCUGCUAUGGUUCUGCGGUUAGAUGGCAUUACAUCAUUAGCAAGCAGAUUGUCUGGUUGGAAAGGAAUGAGGUAAAGAGUGCAUUUGUGUGGGUUAAGGGGACUGAAGAAAGAAGUACCAGGGCUAUGUGUAUAUAUAUAUUCUUGUCUAUAUUAUAGGCAUAUAGAUUCUAUAUAUGAGGCAGAUGUUAUAUAUAGAGAUAACAUGACUAGAAGAGAAUGACAAAGUUUCUCUUGAUUUCUUUUUUUUUUCUUCAAAAAAAACACCCACCAACCCUUCAUUGAAUGGCAUCAUGGAGAAAACGGAUCGACGACUAAGCGGAGGGGACCACUGAGGGCUACAAUUCCUUCGCAGAGUACAAGUACGGCAAGUGUAGAGUCGGCGUAAGAGGGCAUUGAUCACACCUCCGUAGAAAAUGCAGAUAAAACGAUGCAGCAGUGAGAGAAGCGCGCAGGGAAUGGCACUGCCAAGGGUUGCAGGCUCCACACAUUCCCAUCUCCGCGAGCCGGUGGAACUCCUGCACCUUCUGCCUCUUCAGAGACAUUUUGGACGCUCGGCUCUUGCAGCUAAUGGGCCCAGGGCAGGGAGAGGAGCGAGCGUGCUUUGUUGUGUGUUCAGACUCGCUAACAGGAGGUGGUUUUGUGCCCGAGCUGUGGCUGGUUUCCCCACAGUGGCACGGCAGCGGGUAGGUUAUGCAGGCUGGGAUUUCCAGAGUCUGCAGCCUGGCUGCUGCGUGUUCAGAAACAAGUGGGUGGCUCCUAGAAGCCGGAGCAGAAAGGCGGCAGGGCUGGUGUUCAGAUGGAAGCACGCAAGCCUGGAGGUGCACCCUGUGCUCGUGUGCAUCCCGUGGACCUGAAGCACCACUAUUCAUCCAAGUCAGCCCACCCGCUGCUGAUUUCUGUAGGUUUUGGAACAGGGCCUCUUUGAGGCUGUGAAAGCCCUGGGUUUGGCGCUUCAGACUUAAGAGAGCCUGUUUCCGUGGGUGUAUUUGCAGGCAAUGUUUUAGUAAACUGAGUGUGGGGGUGAGCCCUAAACACUUAUUUAGGGAAAUAACUUUAUGUUUGUCUCAUAAUUGUUAGAGGAGGAUGAUACGAUUUGAGUGAGGCUACCCACCUGGUAGGAGUAAGGAUUCGUGAGACCAUUCUUUAAACUUGUGGUGGGUACGUGAACUCCCAAAGGUCAAUUAUAUAUAAUUAAUAAUAUAAAUAUAUACUUUUCAGUGGAUUUAUGCCAGGGUAAAUUUGAUUCCAUGUGUUUUUAAGCCUGUACUAAACUUUCCACUGCUUUUUUGGAGGUAGAUUUUAGGACAAAGUCAGCUAAGGGCUCAAACCGAGACGAUGAGGUAAUUACACAGAGGCAUCCACAUUGCAGGAUUUUAUCCAAACCAAACCUGAACUCCUAAUUCUUGUUCAGUUCUCCUACAAUGGGGGUGAGGAAAGGAGACCAUGAACUGAAAAAAAAAAAAAAAGGAUGGAGGAAAAAAAAGCCUUUUAACUGUUUGUUCAAAUAGAUAUUAGUUCCUCUUUCUGCAAGCAUUUCUUGCAGAACGUGCAGAUUGUGAAUGGGCACAUUCGCUAAGCAAGAGCAGCGUCAAAAGCAGUGAAAAAUAAUCAUGGCAGUAUACGCUUACGGUAUUUCUCAGACAAAUGCACUAGUCAACUCUCCUAGGACAUUGCCUUCUUUGUAACCCAGUCAGAUGAUAUGCAAAUGUUCCAAACACCAGGCUGGUGAAUAGAAACGAAUAUAUUAAGUUUCCGUUUACAGACACAGAACAUCCAAAUGCUAUAGGCAGUGAUUUCAAACUGGGAAAAACUGGAUGGGCUUUUAGAGUUAUAAAACAGUCGUUCCAAAUGCCCCUUUUCUAUAUGACAAGUACUGGUCUGUCUAGGAUGAAAAGCAGGGUUUUUAACAGCACAUAACAGUAGAAGCUAUGUGUAUUUCCUGCUAUCAUGUGGCUGUAAGAGGUAGCAAUUUGUGAAGCGCAGCUGGCUUCAGCAGGGAAAGCUCUGAGCAGUGAAAACAAGCUCACCAUCUGAGAGAGGGAUGGGGGCUGUGAAGCGGAUGCAGAACAUUGAUGAAACCCACAGGAAAUCACUAAUUAUGAGAGUCACAGCAAUUAUAAAAUGGGGCGCUUACGCUGUCCAUUGGCAGUCGGGGCUAUGCUGUCGUAAGGCUGUGCUACGCGGUCGCAGACUCAGUUGGGCAUAUACACAGAUGUCUGUGCUUCUCUAUAGUUAGAUGCUGAAAUGCAGAGCUGCUUUUGGGUGUGUGUUUUUACUCAGAGCUCUGCACGAAGAGAACAUUUUGGGAUGCUUCAGGAGCAUCCAUUAGUAUAAAGUACGAGCGUGUCAAUGCUUAUAGCUGUUUGCUUUGUUUUGGCUGAUGUUUUUCUGUGUUCUAGAAUAAAUUGAUUUUAACUAAUCCGUCUUCUGUUCUAAUUUAUGAAAAAGCAGCUCUGCUGGCUUAGAGCAGCAAAUUAAAUGGCACCAACCCUAUUGGAUGAUAUAAAGCUGAGCUCCUCUACAAAGAAGUAUAAUCGUUGCCCAGUGUCUGUGGUAAUACCUAAUAUCCAUCUGGUAUUGCCUGCAGUUGGCUAUUUUUAGGGCUGUUACUUCGAUUGUGAGAAGCCUGCUGCACUUUAAAAGCUCUAGAGUACGACUCCUUGCUGUGCUAAACAUCAGAAAUCAUGUUUAUGGAGGCAAGCUCUGUGUUUAUAGUGUUGGUGUGUGGGAGUCCCACUUCAGGAGGAAAAAGGAAACGAAGAUUGCUCAGUUAUCUUGUGCAGAGCUUUGGCAAGAACAUCCUCUAUUCAUGGAAUAGCCUUCAUUAAAAAGUCCCAGGGUGUUUUUAGCAUUCAAAACCAGUUAAAAGCAGAAUCAACUAUUAACUGCUGCAGUUUGGGUUUAAAGUAGUUCCAGAUUUCAACAAGAAGCUUCAGGCUAAUUAUUUAUCAAAUAAGCUGUCUCCAGCGAGAACACAGACGUUGUUAUAGACCCUACCAGCUGCUCUGUAGAAGGGGUUGAUGCAAACUAGGGUGAAGUAAGCGGAAAGACUCCACCGGGCCUCAGUGGGUUUUAGGUCAGGCCCCAGGAGCGCGAGAUGAAGGAAACGAACAGCGUGCGUUACACAGAGCACCGCGAAUGACAAAGCACUAAUCCUGCCCCAUCUCUGAGCCGAGGACACGAAUCCUUUGAAUUUCUGUCGACGGUUCCCUUCGUCCACGUGGUCUGGCAGAGUACAACGUUUCAAAAUGCUGGAGGUUAUCUGGGUGAACCUAGAGAUUAUGUUUAAUGCGAUCGCGUCUUCAGAAAUUCUGCUCCUGCGUUUCAUGAGCUGAACUAUUUCACAAAGAUGAAAUCAGAUACCUUCGCGGAUCUCCAGGUUAACAAUGUCCUGUGAAUUCAGAGAUUUUCUGAAGGAGGAGUAGAUUCAUCAUAUACAUGGACUUCGUUUGUUGCCCAAGGAUACAGUUUUCCCUUUUUUCAUUCUGAAAAGCUGUCUACAUGAAGAUGAGUUUGCAUCCAAGAUACAGUCUGGGGAAUUAGGUGAAAAAGGACACUGUUAAUGAGUUUACCAACAUUUAUUUCCAUUGGUGUUUCCAGAUUUUUUUUGGUUGUUGUUUUUAAUACAGAAAUGAAGGACAAGUAUAAAACAGCAGAGCUGAUGUAUUUCUCUGAGGCCUUUAUGUAAGCCUCUGUUGUCUGGACCUGGUGCUAAAGGAAAAGCAAUCUGCUUUUGAUCAGCUGAUUGUGACUGUGGAACAGAACCUUUAAUUUAAAGUAACUUCCAGCUGAAAUUAUUUUACUCUCUGGCUUGCACAGAAUGAAAGGGAAAAUUAACAUGUUUUACUGGUCAGGGGCUUUUUACUGAACUAAGAAAGGGAAAGUUAGGUUUUCCUAACUUCUAAUUUAAAACCAAGAACUGACAACAUUUUUCUUAGAAUUUGACUACUAGGCAGAUCUCGACAGUUUAAAGCAAGUCAGAUGUCAGCAAACGACUCUUCUCCCCCAUCCUUACAGAAGUUUUCCCCACCCACAUGUCAUGCUGCUGCACAACAAACCCCAACGUUGUCUUCAAGUCCCCAGUCGGGGCUCUCCAGUCGGCUCUCCAAUGGCAGUUUCAGCACGCAGAGCCUCACAAACUCCAGGGGCUCUGUGCACGGGGUCUCAUUCCUUCUGCAGAUCGGUCUCACUCGAGAGACUGUCACCAUUGAAGCUCAGGACCUGUCCCUCUCUGCUGUUAAAGACCUCGUGUGCUCUAUAGUUUACCAGAAGUUCCCAGAGUGUGGUUUCUUUGGCAUGUAUGACAAAAUUCUCCUCUUCCGGCAUGACCUGAACUCAGAUAAUAUUUUGCAACGGAUUACAUCAGCAGAAGAGAUACAUGAGGGAGAUCUGGUUGAGGUUGUUCUCUCUGCUUUGGCUACAGUUGAAGAUUUCCAGAUUCGUCCUCAUGCACUUUAUGUGCAUUCCUACAAGGCUCCUACUUUUUGCGACUACUGCGGAGAGAUGCUUUGGGGUUUGGUACGACAAGGGCUGAAAUGUGAAGGUUGCGGGUUAAACUACCAUAAGCGAUGUGCCUUCAAGAUUCCAAAUAACUGUAGUGGAGUGAGGAAGAGGCGUCUGUCUAAUGUGUCUUUACCAGGAGCAGGGCUUUCAGUUCCAAGGCCAGCACAAGCUGAAUACACAGCCUCUGCCUCUGAAGAACGCUGCUGCCCAGAACCUAGUAAAAGGAUUCCCUCUUGGAGUGGCCGUCCCAUCUGGAUGGAAAAGAUGGUGCUUUGCAGAGUGAAGGUUCCUCACACCUUUGCUGUUCACUCUUAUACUCGUCCCACCAUAUGCCAGUAUUGCAAACGGCUCCUCAAGGGCCUUUUUCGCCAAGGAAUGCAGUGUAAAGAUUGCAGAUUCAAUUGUCACAAACGUUGUGCAUCUAAAGUGCCUAAAGACUGUCUUGGAGAGGUGACUUUCAAUGGAGAACCUGCUAGCCCAGGCCAGGAUUUGGACAUGCCAAUGGAGGUUGAUAGCAGUGAAAUGAACAGUGAUGGUAGUCGGGGUCUUGAUGAUACUGAGGAGCCCUCUCCUCCAGAGGACAAAAUCUUCUUUAUGGAUCCAUCUGACCUCGAUGGAGACAAAGAUGAGGAAGCUGUCAAAACCAUCAGUCCCUCAACAAGCAAUAAUAUUCCUCUCAUGAGGGUUGUACAGUCCAUCAAGCAUACAAAGAGGAAGAGCAGUACAAUGGUGAAGGAAGGAUGGAUGGUCCACUAUACUAGUAGAGACAAUCUGAGAAAAAGACAUUACUGGAGACUGGACAGCAAGUGCCUCACCCUGUUUCAAAAUGAAUCUGGAACAAAAUAUUACAAGGAGAUUCCACUUUCAGAAAUUCUCCAGGUGACUCAGCCUCGAGAUUUUUCAAACGUGGUGCAGGGCAGCAACCCAUACUGUUUUGAGAUCAUCACUGACACGAUGGUGUACUUUGUUGGCGAAAACAAUGGCAGCAGUCAUCACAGUCCUGUUCUUGCUGCCACCGGAGUUGGACUUGACGUAGCUCAGGGCUGGGAGAAAGCCAUUCGUCAGGCUUUGAUGCCAGUCACUCCUCAAGCUAGCGUUUGCGCUGCUGCAGGACAAGGAAAAGAUCACAAAGAGUUAUCCCUAAGCAUCUCUGUUUCAAAUUGCCAGGUCCAGGAGAAUGUGGAUAUCAGCUCUGUGUACCAAAUAUUUGCUGAUGAAGUGCUGGGUUCUGGUCAGUUUGGUAUAGUAUAUGGAGGAAAACAUAGGAAGACUGGAAGAGAUGUAGCUAUCAAGGUCAUUGACAAGAUGAGGUUUCCAACUAAGCAGGAAAGUCAGCUUCGUAAUGAAGUAGCCAUUCUCCAGAAUUUGCAUCACCCUGGGAUCGUGAACCUGGAAUGUAUGUUUGAAACCCCAGAACGGGUCUUUGUUGUGAUGGAAAAGCUGCAUGGUGAUAUGCUAGAGAUGAUUCUUUCCAGUGAGAAAAGUCGACUUCCAGAACGAAUAACUAAGUUCAUGGUCACUCAGAUACUUGUUGCUUUGAGGAAUUUACACUUCAAGAAUAUUGUGCACUGUGAUUUAAAACCAGAAAAUGUACUACUAGCAUCAGCAGAGCCAUUCCCUCAAGUAAAGCUGUGUGAUUUUGGCUUUGCACGUAUCAUUGGUGAAAAAUCUUUCAGGCGCUCUGUGGUGGGGACACCUGCGUAUCUUGCCCCUGAAGUGCUCAGGAGUAAAGGUUACAACCGCUCUCUGGACAUGUGGUCGGUUGGAGUAAUUGUCUAUGUGAGCCUUAGUGGUACAUUCCCAUUUAAUGAAGAUGAGGAUAUAAAUGAUCAGAUUCAAAAUGCAGCAUUUAUGUACCCACCAAAUCCUUGGAAGGAAAUUUCUAGUGAAGCCAUUGAUUUAAUAAACAAUUUGCUUCAAGUGAAGAUGAGGAAACGUUUCAGUGUUGACAAAUCCCUUAGUCACCCGUGGUUACAGGAUUAUCAGACUUGGCUUGACCUCAGAGAAUUUGAAACACGCAUCGGAGAGCGUUACAUUACCCAUGAGAGUGAUGAUGCACGCUGGAAAGAACAUGCGUAUGAACACAACCUUGAGUACCCCCAGCAUUUUAUUAUGGCUCCUAAUCCAGAUGACAUGGAAGAAGACCCUUGAUUUAUUCAUUUUGCUAAAUUCCAGCACAGAUGGACACUCCAGACAGAAACUGAAGAUAAGUUUUGGAACAACUGUCGCUCUUUCUGAAUGUUGUACACAUAGCUCAGUGUACAAAGCCUCAGAGGAUCCUGCAUUGACGUGGGGAUAGACUGUCGCCCAACAAGCUUUUCUCCAUCUCUGACUUAAACUCUGAGUAGUUAUUGGACAGUGGGAUAAGCCCCGUUGGGUAACAUUACACCAAGUUGUAUGGCUACAAAGCCAUUUCCGAAGUGGAAUGUGUACAGAUUGAAUGGUUUGCGUGUUUUUCCUCUUUUUUUUUUUUUGUAGCCUACACAAUAAGAAUUUUGUAAUGGUUUCCUAAUCCCUAUUUAGUAGGCCAUAGAGGACUGUUUUCUGUUACUUAGAUACAUCUCCCACUUCUUAGACUGUGCAUUGUGAAAAGAGGUUGUAAAAGGAAAUUGGUGCAGAAUACCUUGGCUAAUAGCAGAACAUGGUGGUUUGGGGUUGAAUAUGGCUUCAGAGAUGAAGGAGUAAUUUGCUGCUGUUAAGACAGUCAUGUAUGUCUGUCUUUGCCCUAACUGAACUUUUUCCAGAUACCAAAAAAAAAAAGAAAAUCCUGUAACUUCUUACAUUCCUCUUGAAAUGCUGACUGACAAUCUAAAGAGACGACAAUCAAAGCUGUGCUAGUCCUUUAUUUUGUCUGUUAAAACAGAGCAAUAAGCCACAACAGUGUGUUGCUGUGCAAGGCUGGCACAUGUCAUAGAUGCACACCAAAGGCAUUUUGCCUUAAAACCACACAAGCAGUGCAGAGAGAGCACAAGACUUGAUGUAGCGUAUCCUUUCACUCUGGAAAAAGUUUCUAGCAGAAGGAUGUGGAAAAAUAGGGAAAAAUACAUGCAGCUUUCUUCUAUUGUUUUUCAAUAACUAAAUUUAAAAUUUUUCUAGUAUUUUUCUAAUUUUUUUUUAAGGUUCCCUGGAUUUGCAUCAGGAGUAGUUUGUAGCCUGCUAGCUUGUAUCUUAAUUCUGUUCAAAACCCAGGUGUGACAAAAUUACCUGUUGCUUCUGCCAGGGCAGCUGGACUGUAAGAGAAAGGGCUCUGCCUUCCAACCUUUACCUGCAGCCCCUCCUAUCCUCUUCACCGCGCUCAGCAUUGUUGUUCUGAGCUGAAUGAAGAAUCCAAAACCAACUUCUAAUUCAGUUUUUUUUGCAGAUGCCUCACUUGAUGGAUUCCCAACCACUUACUGGACUUUGUGGCACAAUUGAGAGGAAGCAGCAAUAUUCUUUGGAAAUGAUUCCUUAGGAGGAGAGUAUAACAGUUAAAAUUCAUCGUAUUUCAAGGAGGUUUGAAGCUUUGGAUGAUAAGCAGAUAGAAGAGGUUUUUGUUUUUUUUCCCCAUCGUAUUUAAAAGUGGGAAAAAAUGAAAUAUUUUGUGUGGGAACAACUAUCUGUGCUGCUGGAAGGUGCUGGAUGGCUGUACAUAUCCCUGAUGUGCCAAGCUGCUUAACGGGUGCUUGGUUUAAAAUACUUUUUAAAAUACUGAUACAGACUUGAACUGCAAAGGCAGUAGGAGACCUUGGGGUAGCUCCUUUCUCUCCUAACAUUUUUUUUGUGCGUGUAGAUGAGUAUUUUUCCCCCCUACUGUUGUUCAGGCAAGGAAAUAGGUGAGCAGAUGUCUUCUAAGCUGUUAGAUACCCAUAACAUUUUAGAGUUCUUCUGGGGCUGGCAGCUGCUUGCAGUGUCAGUGAACUGGCAGUAAAGUCAGCGGCAGCUGCAGAAGUACGUACCUGUGGGCAGGUUUGCGUCUUGAACCUACCGUUCCUUUUCUGCUUGCCCUUAAUCUAACUGCUACUGCGUUUUGUAUGUAUCUGAGUUGAUUAAAGCUGAAGCCUGGUUUCCCUGUUAGGAUAUACCGAACUUUGCACACAACUUCUGGUGCAGCCUGCAUAGCAGUUUCCUACAGCCACCCGUGGGCAGUGUGUUCCCACCCUUCCUGCUGUCCCACCCUCUCUCCUAGUGCGUGUUUUUCUCAGGUUUGUGCAGGGGACUUGCCUGAUGGCAGUCUGGUCCGUGCCACUCCUGCACUGGGGAGUCAUGCUUCCCCUUUCACGCUGUCAGAGCAAUAUAAAGGAAUUCAAAAGGGGCAGAAUUUGUCCCUUAACCUUGCUAUUGCGUUAAGGUGAAGCUUUGGGACUGAUUCUUCUCAGAGAGGCACUAUUUUCUUAAUCUGUGGAGACAGAACAAUCAUCUAUGAAGUUGGUAGUCUAGUAUUGGCCCAGUUGGCAAGGGAAGCAGUGUUUUUUUCCUAACUUUUACCACCCAAGUGACCAAAUUUCAGUGAAGCCAUUGCGAUCUUCCAUCCCAACUGUAAUAGCAUAGAUACAGUUUGGUUUUAAGCUUCAGAUUUUGAACUUGAGCUGUCACUUCAGGUUUUCUUUCCUUAUUUUUUUUUUAAGGGAGGAGAAAAGCCAGCUCAGUUGCUUGAAAAGCACAAUGCAGAAGAAGGGGUACAAUUAAAAAAUAAAUAAAUAAAUAAAAGGCCUGGCUGAUGUCUCUCCCCAUGAAGUCUGCUCUGUGCUCCAAGAAGUUAUAUGCGCUAUUUAUUCUUAAGUUGUAUUUAAAAAAAAAAAAACACAAAAAAAACCUGUUAGCCUUUGGAGUGGAUUGCCUGACAGUAUAUGCAGAUAUGCAGACUUAUGGGGCCAGACAAUAGAAGCCACAAGCUAUAGUAGUACAAGAACCACAAAAAAUCAGAUACCCAUUAGAAGUAAACUUUCUUCACUGAUGAAUAAAAAUAGCUGACUUUUUUAUUCCCUUUUUUCUACCUUUACUGCAAACUUUGACAGCAGUAGGUUAUAGUGUUUAAUAUCCUUAUCCCUAGAUGAAUUAAGUUGCGUUCAUUCAAUAGUGCUAUGAUGAUGCUAGAAAAAAGCUCAUGUAAAAUUUUAUAGCCUCAAAAGGACACUGUCAAGUACUUUUAUAUUUUUAUACAUCCCGUUGUUUGUAAAUAUCCUCUGAUAAGCUUGAAAAUAAAAUUUAUUUCCC